Cucumis sativus (cucumber) is the source of this 1299-nucleotide messenger RNA. RefSeq names its product probable ubiquitin-like-specific protease 2A. The transcript is spliced from 7 exons. Gene Ontology annotation, molecular function: cysteine-type peptidase activity. Gene Ontology annotation, biological process: proteolysis. NCBI's taxonomy places the organism in Eukaryota, Viridiplantae, Streptophyta, Magnoliopsida, Cucurbitales, Cucurbitaceae. The coding region runs from base 127 to 951 and encodes 274 amino acids. The record is from RefSeq and is a predicted model, not a curated record.
CGACAUGUCGUUUCACCACAGGAACGAUUCAGAUCCCCCGCCUCUAAACACAGCACAGUCCGCCAGUCUUCAAUCUUCUUCGACCGAGAAAAAGAAUCGGAGGAGUCGUGUGAAGCAUCGCCAUCAAUGGUUAAGCGAAAGCGUCAACAACCUGUAGUAUUCAUCGACCUCGAGCACCCGAUUACAGGGCACAGUAACAGUGUUGAGUUAGAAGAACCAGAAAAUGUUAAAAAUUUGCAGCCUGUAUCCCCAUCCAUUUCAGGCAUGGGUCCUGUUCGUCGACGUAGGCAAUUGACAAAGAAGGUUGGUCGCAAUGGUGCAAUUCCUGUUCGAAAAAGAAAGCUCGACUCUAGAGCUUUUGAAUAUUGUUUUCAGAAUUUGUGGAGGAGCUCCCCAGAAGAGAAGAAGAUUCAGUUUACAUACCUUGACUGCUUAUGGUUUAACUUAUACUUGAAAGCAUCCCACAGACGAAAGGUCCUGAAAUGGAUCAAGGACAAAGAAAUAUUUUCAAAGAAAUAUGUCUUUGUUCCUAUUGUUUGCUGGAGCCACUGGAGCCUCUUGAUAUUUUGUCACUUUGAUGCGAGCCCUGAGUCAAAAAGGAGAAAACCAUGCAUGUUAUUGCUUGAUUCACUUCAGGAAGCAAAUCCAAGGCGGCUUGAACCAGAGAUUAGGAAAUUUGUGUUCGACAUUUUUAAAGAAGAUGGCAAAUGCAAAAACUUGAAUGUUAUUUGCAAAAUUCCUCUCAUGGUGCCGAAGGUGCCACAACAGAAAAAUGGUGACGAAUGUGGCAAAUUUGUUUUGUACUUCAUUCAUUUGUUUAUGGAGGCUGCUCCAGCAAAUUUUCGCAUCAAGGACUACCCUUACUUUAUGAAAGAGAAUUGGUUUACAGAAGAAGGUGUGUGCCAAUUUUACAAGACAUUCGGCCAUUCGGAUGAAGACGCAUGUCUUUAAUUUGUGCUAGACGCGUGGAAGUUCAUCAUUGGGAGGGUCAAGUUGUCAUCUAUUCCGUGAGAAGAAAUUGUAUAGCAAAGGUAGGUAAUUCCUGACAUAGUUUAGUGUGUUUUGAAUUGGAGGAUUUGUUGUGAAAUGAGCAGCAUUUGCUUGGCUCAUUCAGUAAAUUUAGAUCCAGUUUCAGGAUUAGAGUAAUACCUGACAAACUGAUUGGGUUUCCCAAUUCUAUUUUGAAUAUAUAUGUAAAUGCUUUUGUUCAUAUGGUAUUAGUUUCUAUACAGAACUCUACUCAAUGUAUGAAACAAUUUGAAUGAAACAUUUUUCACUGUCAAAUCUUGGUUUGGAGAA